AAAUAUACAUACUACGAAUUUUUCGGUUUCUGCUAAUUCACAUCUAAUUUCUAACUGUUUCAUAUUAAAUCGCCAAAUGUAAACUACUUUCAAAUCAUAUAGUUAGCGCAUUGCAUACUUUUAGGCGAAAUAUAGACUUUUUGAAUUGAAUUUCAACUCCUUUAAACUCCUUUAAAACUUUAAAAACCUUCAGGAAACUGUCAACUUUUACGUUUUUCCGGCCAGCCGCAGUAUUUAGUCUGAAAGAAUUUAUCCCACCUUCGGUGUCCACUGAGAUCAUCAGAUUUCCUAACACCAUUUAAGGAAUGGCCAACACGUUUUUUCUUUUUCCUGUUUUCGAUAAUUGUGUAAUUUUACGACUAAAUUUAUUUACUCAUUAGAAUUUUUUACUUCUACCUAAAUGAUAUGCCAAAAAUUCUAUGUUUAUGAUUCCCGUUGAAUUUUCCCGCAGAGUCUUAUUGAAUACACAAUGUAAAUUAUAUAGUAAAUUUAAUUUAAUAUCCUGUAUUUAUUUACAACUUCAUUCCGCGGAAUUAAUAUUCAAUGUUAAAUAUAGAAGGUGUUAACAAGAAAAAACGUUAACUUCGGUUGCACCGAAGCUAAAUACCCUUCACAGGUGCAUUUCUGUUAGUAACUAUAUGUUCAGUUUGUAUGGAAGCUAUAUGCUAUAGUAAUCCGUUCUAAACAAUUUUUUAUAGAUUACACUGUUGCCUUAAAAAAUAACAUAUACCAAAUUCGUGAAUAUAUCUUGUCAAAUGUGAAAAUUGUCCAUACAAGAACUUGAUUCCGAUCGUUCAGUUUGUAUGGCAGCUAUAUGUAUAGUGGCCCGAUAUCGGCUGUUCCGACAAAUGAGCAGCUUUUUGAAGAGAAAAUGACGUUUGCAAAAUUUCAAAAAGAUAUCUUAAAAACUGAGAGACUAGUUCGUAUAUAUACAGACAGACGGACAGACAGACAGACGGACAUGGCUAAAUCGACUCAGCUCGACAUACUGACCAUUUAUAUAUAUACUUUAUUGGGUCUCCGACGAUUCCUUCUGGGUGUUACAAACUUCGUGACAAACUUAAUAUACCCUGUUCAGGGUAUAAUGAAAAAUAAUGAAAAACGAGGACACGGUGAGUGAAAAAAUACGCUCACAUACUUAGAGAGCGUAAAAAAAUUUACAUAGUACAAAAGCAGGUGUGAAAUAUAAUUUAUAGCACAAUAUCGUAUAAGAAUUUCGUUGUUUCGUAAAAAAACUAAAUCUCUCAAUUGUCACUUGUCAAACAAAAAAGAAUCGAAUGUUAAAAGGGAAUCCGCCACUCCCAUUACAACUUCGAACAUAUAAAAUGAACUUAAUGGUUUUUACUUUUGAUUUUUCAGCAACAUACAUAUGUACAUUUUUUUAUCAGAUUCUGGAACUGAAAAUGCCGUUUACUCCAUUUUGUCUGCCUUUUAUAGGUUCUUUGGGCAUGCAUAUUCUCAGAAUAACUAACAAUUUUACUUUAAUUUUAUCCUACCGCUAACAAAUUUUAUAUACUUAUAGUAUGUAGAUGCAUCAUACAUCAUCGUUUUGGUAAGCAAUAAAAUUACAUGUGUAGCGACAAAGUUUGGUUGACAGCUCUUGUUUACGAAAUAAUUCUCUCAAUGCAAAAUAGCAUAAAAGCUAUGAUAUCUAAUGAUGCGCCUACCGCGCAAAACAGUACACGGUGCUGUCAGAUCUAACAGAUAAUAACAAACAUCAUACGCGUCAGCGUUAAUGUCAUUAUCAUUACGCUUACGCGAGCAGCGCGUCAGCCUGCGCUCUACGCUGCGAUAAAGUGUUCGGAAAUAACGCCGUGGCGCUUAGCUUACCACUUCAGUAAAAUUUGAACGCGCGUACGUAGCGUGCUAGGUCGCAAGCUGCGGGUUAGCGUUAGCCACUUGUUUUGGCACGCUUUUCGCAUUCAUAUUUCAGCGUUCAUAAGGCACGCGUCGGUUCGGAAAAUACAUUACAAUACUCAUUGGAAAAAGAUCAACUUUUUUGACGAUAAAUCUCUUGGCUUCUCUUCUCUUCGAAGCGUCGCUCGUGUUGGUUGAUUUCACUUGCUCACAUUUAAAUGUAAUUUGUGAUUAAUUUAUUAUCGGUUGUAAUGAUUUCCGCCGCCUGAGAAUUUCGUAAAUAAAAUAGUGGAACAAUUGCCAGAUAUUUCUUGUUAGCGGAACGCGCAUUACUGUCAGGUCGAUUGUUUCAAAAUAAGAAAUGCCUCCAAAAGUGCCCUCAGCCAUGUCAUGGAUCUCGUCUUCUGUUGUGAUUUGUUUUCGAUUCCGGCCGCUGCUGCUGUUCGUGUUUUUUGCUCUAUGUGUUGCUUCUUUACGCGUUACAAAUAUGGAAUAUAUCUCACAUUAUAAUCAGCACAAUUUUACCUGUGAGGGCUGGAAGCGGGCUCCCGAGGCGGCAGCGGGUAAUUGCACACGUUACGGCCGCAAUGGAGCUCUGCGCUGUUAUGGCGGCAUAAGUAAUUUACCUGCAAUACCCGAACAAAAGAUGCACCGCUUAGAGGAUAUAAUUUUCUGUGGCUGGCCGAAGCACACCUUCAACCCCAUUACCGAUUUGCAGGCAUUUCCGAAAAUACGCUCGCUAAUUAUCGAAUACAGCGAGAUGCGAGAGUUCGUUUUCGAUUUUCCCGAAAUGUUUUAUCUACAAAGCAUCAAUAUAUCAUGGACGAAUCUAUCUCAAGUAAAUGCGCGCACCUUCAAGCGUGUACACGCCCUACGUAUCGUCGAUCUACGUUGGAAUAAGUUGGUGCAAUUGGAUGGGCCACUCCUGUUGCCUCGCUACUUCGAGGAACUCUACUUAGCUGACAAUCCUUGGAAUUGUACGCGCAAUUUUAAAUGGCUCUUGGUACCAGAGAAGGGUGCCAUUGUCGUUGAUCGUGAUGAGAUUAUUUGCAUGGAUAAGAAGUACCGAGAUCGUCAUAUGUUGACUGUGAUGAAUUUUAAAGUGAUGCUGCGCAAGGAAUGCCAAACGCACUAUGAUUUACAAAAUUGUACCUGCACAAUGCAUCACAUCAUUCCGAAGACGCACAUACCACUCUACACAAUCAAUUGUAGUAAUUUGCAAUUUCGAACAAUGCCCAGUUAUAUACCAGCAAACACAACAACAGUGUAUCUCAAUGAUAAUGAGAUCACAGAUAUAUUACCUUUACGUAACAAUCCAUAUUAUCGUCACGUGGUGGACAUCCAUUUGGACAAUAACCGCAUUGAGACGAUUGAUGUGUUAGAAGGUGGCUUUUGGUUUGAGCACUUUCGCUUACUCAGCUUGCGCGGUAAUCGAUUGCAAAAGUUACCUGUCUACGCACUCGAUAACGCACUGGACGACAAUCUCGACGCGAAUCUCCUACUUCUCAGCGGCAAUCCUUGGCAAUGCACUUGCAUAUUUACAAUGCGUUUUCGUGAGAUACUCAUGAAGUACAAUGAAAUAACGCGUGAUGCCAUAAAUAUCACGUGUACCUAUAAAAACAGCAGUCCGGUGCGUCGCGCCAAUGUGCUCUCGCUUACACGUGAAGAUGUCUGCAAACCGGAAGAGGAGCCGAAAAUAUAUCCUCUCGAUAUGCUCAAUGCAGUGUUGGCCUUUCUUAUACUUCUAAUUCUGAGUAAAUUAGCUUACGACUACUAUUACUAUAAAAAUUUUGGGCGCGUGCCAUGGAUUGUAAUGAAGUUGCCAUAAAUUUUGUCGAGGGAACAUACAAUUCCUCUAAUAUGUUAAAAAACUCUAAUUUGUGAUUAAUUUAGUUUAUUAAGUAGACUAAAUAAGAUAAAAAAGGUAAAUAUAACUAUUAAAAUGUGAACAUGAAACCCGUAUGUGAUUAAAAUUAAAUAUAUUAUAUGUGAUGUACUAAUAAACAUAUUAGAAUGCCUUAGGAAGAUUAAAAGGUAGCAAUGAAAGUUUAGAAUAAAAAUUUAAAAUAUUUUAAGCGACUAAGGAUUAUUUUGUUAUUAUUAAAGGUACUAAGAGCUUAGUAAUUAAAAAAUAAUUUUUAAAUUAACAAGUAACUAAGGACUAAUUUGGGGUCUAACCCAACAUUUGAUACCCUUGCAACUUAAAAAUAUCAAAGCGGGCUUAAUACCUUCAGAAGGCGGAAAAACUUUAUCGCAUAUUAAAGAAGCUAAGUUCAGGUCUAACCAAAUAUUUUAUACUUUUGCAACUUAUCAAAGAUUGCAGGUGUUGGCAAUACUCCCUUAGUUUUAUUAUAAUCUUCACAUGAGAUUUAUGUGAUAUAAACUCAACCGAAGAGACUAAAAGCGCGAUUCUGUAAGCAGUCUCUAGUCACUAUUUGAGACAUUUUGAGGUAAAGUCUCAAUUUGUGACUACACUCUCACUAAACAGUCUCCAGCGUUAGUCUCAAAUUUGUCACCUGAUAGUUAGCAGGUCACAAAACUAAAAAGAUCUCUUGUUUGCCAUUUUGAACGUACUGAAUAGGGAUCAUUAUACAUAGAUAUUAAACGAUUGUCGUUCUUUUAUUUUUUUGUAAGUAACUCAAACACGAAAAGGUUAAAAAUAAAUCAAUCUAUAUACUUAUGUACAUAUGUAUGUAAAUAAAAACGCUCAAUA
This is a messenger RNA of Bactrocera neohumeralis, 4570 nucleotides long. RefSeq names its product protein singed wings 2 (gene swi2). Bases 2219 to 3685 code for a protein of 488 amino acids. Gene Ontology annotation, cellular component: plasma membrane. Lineage: Eukaryota; Metazoa; Arthropoda; Insecta; Diptera; Tephritidae. The record is from RefSeq and is a predicted model, not a curated record. The transcript has 8 exons.